AUGGCACAAAAUUUGCGUGCGAAAGGCUUGAUACCUCGUGCCAUCAGGAUGAUGGAACGCGCCUUGAUGAUCACCCAACGCUCAGAGCUGGAGCAUCCAUCAUUGGCAUUGGAAGCGUGCAAAGUUCGCCUCAACUUCGCGGCCUAUUUGUCUGAGGGGUACAGGCAUAGGGAAGCGCUAAAGGUCAUCAAGGAGGCACAGGAAAACCUGAUGCGGCUGGUGCAUUGGGCCUUGCAAUGUCCGCCGGAGGACUUGGCAGUGCAGGCGCUGGGCAAAGAAGCCAGAGCCUUGCAUUGCUCAGCUGUGGUGGCAGAGGCACUGGACAGGGCCGUAGCCCUGGAGUUUUUUGAAGAUGAUGGAAAGCCACCACCAGACGAGAUGCCGGAGGACUUAAAGGGCAUCAAGCUAGGCAAGUGGCGUGUCUUGAAAUUCCAUGCCUGUGAAGAACUCACCGCUCCUGCCGCUGAUCUCCCCAAGCCAGAGCCGGAGAAACAGAAGAAGCGCUUGGAUGACCGUGAUGUUUUCAAGCAGUACUUGCGGGACCGGGAGAUGGCCCGCGUGGCUCACCUUUUGGCGCUUAGUGAUGACUGGGAGACCCAAACACGAAAGAAGCUGGAAGAAGUCCACCGGCAAGCCAAAUUCGAGAUGGAGUUGGUGAAUGUUGACGAGCUCAAGGAAAAGCGCUACUCCCGACUGGGGCAUAAGGUGUUCAUGCACCAGAUGCGGAAAAUGAACAGAUGCUGGAGUGAUCCAACCCUCAGUCGAGAAGCAAGGAGGGAAAAGACCGCGCCAGAGAUCCAUCAGUUGAAGAAGCUGAGCCGGAAGAUCUAUGUGAAGCCGCCUGCUACGCAAGCACCGGCACCGCCACCUCCAAAGCCCAAGGUCGAUUCGUCUUUGGCAGGGUCCAUGAAGGCUAUGAGAGAGGAGCAUGCCUAA
Molecule: messenger RNA, 936 nt
Organism: Durusdinium trenchii
Lineage: Eukaryota; Dinophyceae; Suessiales; Symbiodiniaceae
Source: the annotation of a GenBank genome assembly